Molecule: messenger RNA, 1901 nt
Organism: Camelina sativa (false flax)
Lineage: Eukaryota; Viridiplantae; Streptophyta; Magnoliopsida; Brassicales; Brassicaceae
Source: RefSeq, a predicted model, not a curated record
AGCUUUGUUAAGAGAAAAAGGUGCAGUCUUUGUUAAAAAACUUUCAACGAAACUUAGAUCUUUCUCAUUUUAAAUGCUUUUAGAUGUUAAAGAUUAGAUAUUAAGAAAGUUGGAGUUUUAUUGGUAUGUUUCUUUUACAUGUAGUAUAGUUUCGUCUUCGUUCUCCCUGACAUUUUUCUACUUAUAAGGUUCUUCAAGAAAAAGGUGAAGUCUUUCCAACGAAAACUUCAUUCUUUCUCAUUUUAAAUGCUUCUAGAUUUAGAUCUGUAAGAAAAAAGUUUGAGUUUUUUUUGGUAUGUUUCUUUUAGUAUAGUUUCCGUCUUCCUUCUCCCUGAGUUUUUUCUUCUUGGAUUCCUCUAGAAAAAAAGGUCAAGUCUUUCCAACAAAAGCUUCAAUCUUUUUUCAUCUUGAGGGUUUUGAUGUGCAAAGACUAGAUUUUUAUAAGAAAUUUCUAGUUUUUUGGUAUGUUUCUUUUACCUGUAUAGUAUAGUUUCGUCUUCGUUCCCUGAGCUUUUUCUUCUUGCGUUCCUCUAGAGAAAAGGUGAAGUCUUUCCAACUAAAACUUCAAUCUUCUUCAUUUUAAAGGUUUUUGGAUGUCCGAGACUCGAUUUUUAUAUAAGGAAAGUUAAAGUUUUGUUUGGUAUGUUUCUUCUUCUAAUGGAGUAUAUCUUCGUUCUUCAUCAGUUUUAUUUGGGGUUCUUCUAUAUUAAAGUUGUAAACUUUUCUAUGAUCUUAAGACGUCGUCUCUAGUUUAUUUGAUUUCGCAAGUCUUUCUCUGAUUCUUAGCUUUCUGUUGAUUUGUUUGUGCAUUAAUUUCUUACUUCAACAAUUUUCAUCUUAUAAAGGGUGGGUAUUACUAUUUGGGAUGUCAAAGCAACAUUUUCAUUUCCCAUCAGUUGUCUUUGGGUUCUUUUAUUCAAAAAUGUAAACUUUCUUUUUCUCUAUCUUAACCGUAUAUAUAAUCGUAUUUGUUGUCUGAUUUAUUUUGCAGGUCACUUCACUAUCUGACUGAUCUGACUCCGUUUGAUAUACAAGAGGAGCGAGAGGAUGGAUCCGAACAAGCAUCCACUAAAGGCUCCUAUUGGAGGGAAACCCAAUAGAAAAAACCAAAAUAUCCAAGCAAAAGCCGCAGCUGAAUUGAGGAAAAGAGCUGAAGCGGCGGCGUCAUCCUCUCAAGCGACCAAUGAAAAGACAUUCCGUGAGCUCUUAGGCAUAGUUGAUUGCAUCAUAAAAGAUUGGGGUGCUGAGGCCGGUCAAAUCAUUGGUCGUAAUGGACCAAGGAGAUAGAGACAUUUGCUGGGCAAUUUGCUUUGCAGGCCUUACGCAAGCUCUUCAUAACAUGACACGUCCAGUCAACCAGCAUGUGGAGAUUUCAAUUGAAGAACUGAUAAAUCAAAUCAAGCCUGGUGCAUCAGAAAGCUUUGGACUUGCCAACCUUAAGAUAGCCAUCAAACACAUUGCUAAGAAUGGAAUCUUGAAGCAGCCAGCAAGAGAAAAAAAAUCUCAAGAGGCCAAUGCUGUGGGGACGAGAUAUCACGAAACUUUUCAACUCCACCAAGACGUGGACGCUGACUUUCUCCAAGCAAGACUGGAUAGGUAUCCUGUUGCUUUGAUACUGCAGAUGGACGCUGAAUUUUUAGCUCUUGGCCAGGACGGUAUUUAUCACAUGCGAAAGAAAGCACCCAUAACCAAAGACACUUCUUUUCACUGCAUGCUACUGAUUGGAUACGGUGUAACUAGGGAAGGUAAAACUUUUUUCAUUGGGCAAAAUUCUCACGGUGAAGAGUGGGGCUGCAAGGGUUAUGCCAUCGUCUUUAUCAAUAACGAAUGUGACAUAUUCUGUCGACAAGACUAGGUUGUUUCUUUUCUUUUUCCUUUCAAGGAUGAACUUGUCUUUUUAC